Molecule: messenger RNA, 1429 nt
Organism: Capsicum annuum
Lineage: Eukaryota; Viridiplantae; Streptophyta; Magnoliopsida; Solanales; Solanaceae
Product: polygalacturonase
Exons: 3
Coding region: 61-1251 (396 amino acids)
Biological process (GO): carbohydrate metabolic process
Molecular function (GO): polygalacturonase activity
Source: RefSeq, a predicted model, not a curated record
CUUCUCUGAUUAUUUUUUUCUAAUCUUAAAUUUUAUAAGUUUCAUAUUUCAUCAAGAAACAUGAAAAUUAACAACCCCUUAUCAUCAUUUUUCCUAAUUUUAUUUUUUUCAAUUCUUUUCGAUUUAUGCAUAGCUAAUGAUGUUAUGUUACACAAUGUUGUAAACUUUGGUGCAAAACCAAAUGGCAAAAUUGACUCAUCAAAUGCAUUUUUAACUGCAUGGGAUUUAGCUUGUGGCUCUACAAAACCAUCUACAAUUUAUGUACCAAGAGGGAAUUUUUUAGUUAAACAAGUACAUUUUAGAGGAAAAUGUAAUAAUAGUGAGAUUAUUUUUCGUAUCGAUGGGACUCUCGUAGCGCCUUUUGAUUAUAAUGUGAUUGGAAAUGAGAAAAAUUGGAUUUUUUUUCAAGGUGUUGAUGGAGUUUCUAUUGUUGGUGGUAGUCUUGAUGGUCAAGGAUCUGGUUUAUGGACUUGCAAAGCCUCCGAAAAGAACUGCCCAAGUGGUGCCACGACUUUGGGAUUUUCCAACUCUAACAAUGUAGCGAUAACGGGGCUAACUUCAUUGAACAGUCAAAUGUUUCACAUUGUCAUCAAUGGGUGCAAAAAUGUGAAGUUGCAGGAUGUCAAGGUUUAUGCACCGGGAAAAAGCCCGAAUACUGAUGGCAUUCAUGUUCAAUUAUCAUCAGACAUCUCAAUCUUGGACUCGAUAAUCAGUACUGGAGAUGAUUGUGUAUCCAUCGGUCCAGGAACUAGUAAUUUGUGGAUCCAGAAUAUCGCUUGUGGCCCUGGCCACGGAAUCAGCAUUGGGAGUUUAGGCAAGGAUUUCGAAGAAGCAGGUGUGCGGAAUGUGACAGUAAGAUCAGUUAUAUUCAAGGACACACAAAAUGGUGUGAGGAUCAAAACAUGGGGUAGACCAAGUACUGGUUUUGUCAACAAUGUACUUUUCCAACACGUUACGAUGAUUGAUGUUGAAAAUCCAAUUGUUAUCGAUCAAAAUUACUGCCCGAAUAACAAAAAUUGUCCGGGACAGGUCUCUGGUGUGAAAGUAAGUGAUGUUACAUAUCAAGACAUACAUGGAAGUUCAGCAACACGAGUCGCGAUGAAAUUUGAUUGCAGUAAGAGAAAUCCAUGCAGAGGAAUAAAACUGGAAGACGUAAAUAUUACAUAUAAGAAUGAACCAGCUGCUCAAGCUUCUUGUGCUAAUGUUGCAGGUACAACUACUGGUAUAAUUCAACCUACUAGUUGUUUGUAAGGGCAAAUUGCAGAACAUUGUUAUUUUUACAUUGUCGAAACUAGAAGUUCUUGCUUGAGCCUUUGGCGCGAUUUGAAUCGCCCAUUCAAAAAAAUUGUUUAGCUAGCUUUGUCAUUUUACUUUCUUGAAAUUAGUACUGUUUGCUUGAGCCUAUGGCGCGAUUUGAAUCGCCUGGUCU